CGUCCCCCAAGAAAGAGCACCAAUAACUGCUCAUGUCAUUGUCUCUCUCGUUAUUCAAUUAUAUUCAAGGGCGCAGGUUUGUUCUCUCGGUCUGUUGGUGAGGUUGGAGCAUUGCGUUAUUCAUUUCUUCUGGACAGCAGUGUUGAGCCUCUCAGGUCUUUGCAAAUUCACGUCGCGUUUAUUUUCGGGAACUUUUUCCGAACGCGCAACAAUCGUACAGCGACUCUCCUUCUGCGCAUCGAAAGGAAAAGCAAAAGUCUGGAAAUUAAUCUAUCUCAAGAUCAGUUGUCACAAUGGAUAUUUAUUCAUCUAAAUUAUCACCUGCUGUGGAUUAUGGAGUGGGUGCGUUUCUGCUGGUCAUUGCCAUUCUUUCCAUUGUGGGGAAUUUGCUUGUUCUUGUGAUGGCGUACAAGAGGUCGACACAAAUGAAACCCCCAGAGCUGCUGAGCGUGAAUCUGGCUGUGACUGAUCUGGGAGCAGCGAUCACCAUGUACCCCCUGGCUGUAGCCUCGGCGUGGAACCACCACUGGAUCGGGGGAGACGUCACAUGUGUGUACUACGGCCUGAUGGGAUUUUUCUUUGGGGCGGCUAGCAUAAUAACACUGACAAUCAUGGCCGUCAUUCGCUUUGUCGUGUCUUCGACACUCCAAUCGCCCAAAGAAAAAAUCACCAAAAGAAAUGCCAGGAUGCUGGUGGCAGGUUCCUGGCUCUACGCGCUGCUGUGGGCGCUCUUUCCUCUCGGCUGGGGCAAAUACGGUCCAGAACCCUUCGGUCUGUCUUGCACGUUGGCCUGGAGAGACAUGAAGGAACACAGCCAGUCAUUUGUCAUCACCAUGUUCCUCAUGAACCUGCUCAUCCCGGCCGUUGUCAUCAUGUCGUGUUACUCUGGGAUCGCGCUGAAACUCUACAUGACGUACAGAUCUAUGGACGACACCAACCGCAUGCCCAACAUGAUAAAGAUGCAGCGUCGUCUCAUGCUGAUCGCCGUGUUGAUCAGCGUGGGCUUCAUCGCCUCCUGGACGCCCUAUGGACUGGUCAGCCUCUGGUCCAUCUACCGGCCCGGUGACUCCAUCCCUCCCCAGCUCAGCAUGCUGCCCUGUCUGUUCGCCAAGACCUCCACUGUAUACAACCCCUUCAUCUACUACAUCUUCAGCAAGUCCUUCAAACAAGAGGUCAACCAGCUGGGCCAUCUGUGCGGCUUACCCAAAAUGUGCUGCGCGUCGCCUACCAAAAAUGUUCCCGAGAAUACCAUCUACCUGGUGUGUAUGGAAAACAAGGAGAAACGAGAAGCGAUCGAACAAACGUGUGGAAGGAGGAGAGAGGCCGAGACUCAAAUAAUGUCAAGUUGAACUCAAUUGAUUGAUGGAAACUGACUUCUUCUGUUAUCAUUGUUCCAAAUGCUGCAUUUGAAAAGAUACCUCAUCACAGCACACGCGUCCAAUUCUGCCCAUCAUUGACACGACACUCGUCUAAAGGGCAACUUUUCUUCUAGUUUAACAUUCAGCCCACAGACUUUUACAAAAGUUAAGAAGCGAUUAAAAAUCAAUUUAAAAAUCACAAAGGCAAAUCACAGAGGCAUGAAUUUAUCAAAGAUGCUGAAUUGUACUUUUGAC
Molecule: messenger RNA, 1613 nt
Organism: Triplophysa dalaica
Lineage: Eukaryota; Metazoa; Chordata; Actinopteri; Cypriniformes; Nemacheilidae
Gene: opn8b
Product: opsin 8, group member b
Biological process (GO): visual perception; G protein-coupled receptor signaling pathway
Cellular component (GO): membrane
Molecular function (GO): G protein-coupled receptor activity
Source: RefSeq, a predicted model, not a curated record